CUACCACACAGCUGUAAAUAUUGAAAUCCUGAUAAUAUUGCUGCUUUCUCUUGUAAUAUAAUCGUUUGUGACUCGGAUUAUCCCAUGUGAAACACAAGGACAUGCAGUCUUGAUGUUUAAAUAUUGAAGCGAUCAAUGCCUGAUACAAAGAAAGAUCGACUUCACCCUGAGCUGCACAGUGGGCCAUCUGUGCUACAGGCUACAGACAACCAGCUGCAGGCUACAGACAACCAUCUGCAGGCUUCAGCUUCCCCCAUGUCCUUAUCUGCUCAACCGCCAGUUGUGUUCGGUGAACUUGUCAUUCUCGGGUAUAAUGGACAGUUGCCACAUGGUAACAAGGGUAGAAGAAGAAGCAAGUAUGUGCUGCACAGGAGGCCCAAGGCAAAUGGAGUGAAGCCCUUCAGAAAACACAUUGUGAAAAAUCCUCACUCCUCAAAGGCUGUGCAGGACAGCCACCAGCAUUCUGUCUCCUACACUCUGUCCAGGAACCAGGCUGUCAUUGUAGAGUACAAGGAAGAUCCCGACACUGACAUGUUUCAGAUUGGCAGGUCUUCUGAGGAUCAGAUAGACUUUGUUGUCAUGGAUACUGUUCCCGGGAACCUGCGACGAGAAUGUGAGAGUGUAUCUCAGUCCACCAUAUCACGUUUUGCCUGUCGAAUAUUGGUCGAGCGUAACCCUCCAUUUACUGCUAGAAUAUACGCUGCUGGUUUUGACUCAGCGAGGAAUAUUUUUCUUGGGGAGAAGGCUGUGAAGUGGUAUUCAGGUGAAGAGAUUGACGGUCUGACAACCAAUGGGGUGUUUCUCAUGCAGCCCCCUGGCCAUUUCUCACAUUCCACGUCUGGGGGUGUGUGGCGGGAGGUCUCCGUUGGUGGCACAGUGUAUGCACUCCGGGAGUCACGCUCAACCCCACACAAGAGUAACCAGAUAGUGGAAGAGAACAACAUUCUACAGGAUGGCACCCUCAUUGACCUGUGUGGGGCUACACUGCUGUGGAGGUCGGCAGCUGGUCUGACAGCCUCCCCUAGUGAACAUGAGUUUGAGAGCUUGGUGGAUGACAUCAACGCAGGGCGACCACAAUGCCCCGUUGGGUUGAUGACCCUGGUCCUGCCCCGUAAAGGGACCCUGGGGAUCAACGACAAGAAGCCUUUCGUGUACACAAAAUGCGGACACGUGCAUGGUCAACACCAGUGGGGCCAGGGGGACAAUAAUGAUGACAAUCGGACAUGUCCACUAUGUCUCACUACAAGCCCAUUUAUAAAGUUGAAGAUGGGUGCGGAAUUAAGCCUGUAUGUUGACAAUGAACACCCUACAUUCUGCUUCAGUCCCUGCGGCCAUAUGGCCUCAGAAAAAACUGUCAGAUACUGGUCGCAGGUUGCUGUGCCACAUGGUUGCCAAGGUUUCCAUGCUGUGUGUCCAUUCUGUGCCACGCCUCUUGACAAUGACCCCAGCAUAGUGAAACUCAUCUUCCAGGACUAUACUGACUGACACAUUGUGUUGCAGAAAUAUGGGGAUAGCAAACUGAUACUUACAGGGUGGUACAAGUUCAUAGAAGAGUUGAUGAUACACAUCAUGGUGCAGAAAUAUUGGAAUGGAAAACUUACAAGUACAGGGUUGAACCUGCGCACAGAAAUCAUGAUAAUGGAAAUUAGAUUUUAAAAAGCCUUAAUUCUUACAUUACAACAAAGCUCAAGAUAUUGUAACAAGCCAUGAAAUGUGAAAUUCUGAUUUUAAUAAGCCUGGCAUACACUACACCAGGGCAAGGCUGUGUAGGCUUGUGCUACCUUUGACUACAAAGAACAGUUUCUACAUAGAAAAGAAUGUUUAAAACAGCUUAAUAUUUAUUUCACGACUUUUGGGGGCAGCCAACUUAUUCUUACAUCGUGAAACAAGUACCCAGAUGUGUUUUGACAAUGCCAAUUCAAGAGUGUUGCCAUGAAAUUUGUGAUACUACUUACCAUAUAGGAGACAAAUUUGACGGUGUUAAACUAACUGUCAUAAUUAACAUUGUUAUUGUGAUAGCCUUUGUAAAAAGCAGUCAUAUUUGUUACAAUCUUCUUACUUUUUAGAAGGAUGUCCCUUUUUGCAUACAAUUUGCUUGUGUAACAAGUAAACAACUUAAGUCAUUAUUAUUUUAAAGCAUUAAACAAUGUUUUGAUGCCAAAUGAAGUUUUUACAAUUCGUAAAGGGUAUACACAUCGAUGUAGAAGCAACUUGUAAACAGUUUAACUAGUUCUCACAGUGUCAUGAAUAUUAAUGAAUUAGACACUUUAAAUAAUAGUUAUGUUCAAGAUGGAGAGAUACAUGUAUCUGCGUCAUUUAAUUUGAUAAAAAACUGAGCUACGAACAAUUCCCUUGCAUUUUUUCCCAAUUAAAGCAUUUACCAAAGCAUUACCAAGCAUUACAAUUGAACUACAGUAUGAUCAGGAUUGCAGAUUUGUAUUAUCAUUAUUACUAUUAUUACCGGCGUUAUUAUUUUAGAGUCUGCAUUUAUCUCAGAAGCUAUUGCUUUAGACUGAAAAGAUGAGAUAUUUUUAGCAAGUCAGCAUAAUAUGUUUGGUUUGAAAUAUAUACAUGUAAGACUAUAAUUUUUUGAAAAUACACUUGAAGUAAAUUUUAAGUUCUUUUAAACCAUUAAGCCAGUUAUACAUUGUCAUGUUCAAGUACAGUGGAUAUGUCGAGCUUGUUAAUGACAUUGGCAAAAUAAGUUACAAAUGUAAAUCCUAUUGAUCAAGCAGAAUUUAUUUGACAACUUACCAAAUGGUGCUUGAAUUAAUUAUUUUUGUACACUGUAUGAUGGAGUGCUGUACAACAGCUCUUAUCCUAAUAUAUACAUGUAGUGACCUUUUUUAUGCAUCAAAUAGAUGGGCGUGUAUGUUUUAAAUAUUCCAAAUUAUGUGUUCUCGGUGUUGUCUUGUGGUUUGAUUUGAUCAUCUGAUUAUUACAAAUUUAAAUUAACAAAGUCUGCAAUAUGAAUUAGCUGUGCAAUGCUUUUAAAACAUAUCAAAACAAUUAGUUUUCAUGCCAGUAAGGAAAUGUUUUUUUUAUUUCAUAAGUUGUUUAACAUAUUAACUUUUCGUCCUUGCAAUAAAUGCUAAAACAACUGUGCGAGCAGAGUGAGAAUAUGAUUUAUUCAUGCCAGUACAGAGUGCAUUUAAGUUGAUAACAUAAUUGGUUUGUAUGUUUUUAGGUUAUCUUGUGAACAAACAUAGAUAUAUGUUGUUUCUUCAUGAUAAGCCUAUGAACAAAUUACAUGUAAUAUACCUCACUAGCACUUGCAAACGGGAGUGAAAGGCUGGUACCUUUUUUCCUUCUUUUUAAAAAUACUUUAUAAUACAUUUGAUGAUUUUGAAAUUAACAUAGUUCAACCAUUAUUUGUUAUGUCAGUCAUCUGGAUCAAUAGAAGCAUAAUUAUUUUGCACCUACUUCACCAUGAUUUUCUCUAGUCACAUGACUGGCACAUGCUGCCGUGCAACCACAACAAUAACAAUAAUCUCUCUGCCUUCAAAUUGUUUUAGAUUUCAAACUUAUUUUUUAUUUAUUUAUUAAGUUGUAUUAUAUGGACAAAAGCUGUGUAUUGUUUGCAGUUUAAUCCAUAUUUAAAAAAAAAUCAAUUAUGAUGGGCUAUUUGUUCAACCAAAAAUCUGAAUUUUUUUUUUUUUAAAGUUCUAUAAAACAUGCUGUAAAUAUACUUACUAGAUCAUAUAAUUUAAACAGCCUUUUAUACUCAUCCAGCCUCUUGACAUUGAAACUACAGGUCCUUCUUAUGAAUGAACGUAUCAUACAAUCAAUCUCUCAAACUGUUCAUACAUGGUCAUAAUAAUUUAUACCUUUAAGGUAUAAUCAAAUAAUUGACUGGAAAUGUUACACUAGGAUAUUUUAAAACCUUAACCUGAUUUCUGACUCUCACUAAGUAUUCAAAUUAUUUGUGGUACGCUCAUUCGUAAGAAGGCACCUACAUGUAUAUUAUGUUACCUUGAUGUUGUGUACAUGACCAAGUUUUCUUGCCUCUUAAAAAGAUCUUUAAUUGCCAACAUUCCAUGUGUUGUGUUGUAGUCAGAUAUUACUUAUAUAGCCUUUAGUCAGAUAUUGAAAAUAUAAACAUUAUAACCAUCAGCUGGUGGUAAGUGGUUAGUUGGAUGUAGAUAGGUAAAGAUGAGAAGAUGUACGGUAAAACAGAUAAGUAUUUGACUAGUAGUAAAUCAUUUAGCAAAAAAAGAUAUAUAACCGUAAGGAUUUAACGAAAUUUUCUUGUCCUAUUUACAAGUUUCUUAUUUCCUUCAUUUGAAUGUUUUUCAAAGUUCGCCAGGCUAUUUCUUUGUUAGGAUUUUUCCCUUCUUAGUCUUGUUCAAUGUAAUCCUAGCUGAUUUUAAAUUCUCCACAUCUUUUUUGAAAAUCAACAUUAGAUCUGUAUUUGAUAUUAAGCUGUGUAGAUUCACCAUUAGGAUUAUAACUGGUAAAUUUAGGCAGAUGGAAAGUAUGGAGUCAGUUGACAAAAUAAAGUUUCAGAUACUAAGUCAGUUAAUGUCUGGUAGCAUGCCUUUAUUACAUGUCUGAUCAUAUUAAAUUUCAUUGUUGCUACUUAAACUUGUUACCUACAUGUAUCUGAAUGUUGUUUUGUUGUUGUUUUUUGCACUUAAUUGUUAGAAAUGUUUAAUUUUCUGCUUAAGUUACAUGUAGCUUACAUAGGCCGGAUUGUUCAGAAUUUUGUCAAAAGGUAAUAACGGGAUUAACAACAUAGUUGCUUACUUUUAAAAGUGAAAUAUUUUAUGACAUGCUCAUAUAUUUAAAUAAAAACACAGCUGAAACAGGUGUCUCGAAUCUUGAAAUACUGCAGGUCGAAUUUGUCCGUUUUAAUUCAAGAGCAAUAAAGAUUUGAAAGUUACCAACGAUGACAUUAAUAACAUAGUUAACUUUAACAAGGUUCUGAACAGUUGGGCCUGUGGUGUUUCCUGUGUCAAUGAAACGUUUGUUGUUGAUGUAAUGAUUCUGUGUAAACUUGUAAUGUUUUGAUUUGAUCAGUAUUCUAAGGCCAGUCUCCUAUGAUAUUUCAUGUUUUAUUCACUGUCUUCUUGUAUCUCACUUUUUACCUUUACGGUAUGCUGUUUCUUUAUUCAGUCAAAAGUCUUCAUUUGUUCAUAGCCAUUGUGUCGUCACCAUGCAUCAACUUUAACCUUGGCAAUGAAUAAUUAAUAGUUAAAUACAUGGUACUUCGAACACACAUUAUCAAAAACUAAAGGCUUAUGAAGAAGUUUGACUGUCUUUGAUCCACGUGCAGUUACACACCUGGAUGGAUUACUGUAAAACAAACAGACAGGGGAUGACGUCCCCUUGCAGUUAUCUUCACUCUUAUCUGUCUCAAGAACUGGCUUCAGUAUUUGCAUAAUAACUUCUGUCAUAUUUUAAUAUGAGUUAGAGGAUAAUAAGCUGUAACAUAAUAUAUCCUGGGUACUUCAAUAUCUCUUGUGGGUCAAUGUCUAACAUGCGAAUAUUGGUCUUAUAGUAAAUAUGAUGCUUGCAUUAAAUAUGACAUCAUAGUUUCCAGUGACAACAAGUAGAAUGGCAGCACCCAUGCUGUGACAUGUUUUUAAGGUCCAUGGUUCUAUUAAAGGUAGUUAAGAAUCCUUUUUAUGAAUAAUGUAUUCAGGGAUGUGAUGGUCCUGGCAGCUUAAGGGCUGAAGCCAUUUCAGCAAGGGUUUUGGGGCCGCUGAAGGCCUUCAGUGGGGUGGAGAAUGACCUGCCUGACUGUCUAGAAGCACCUUGGAGUGCUCUCCUUACAUCAAUUUGGAAGCAACCUGGAGUGUCCAUACUAACAACAAAUUAAGUAACAAUCAGAAGCAACCAAUUAACUCUUUUUAAUCAGGAUAAAAGAUAACUAGGGAGAGGGGGUCCUGAAGCCAUCGUAUCCACGGAAAUGCACGAAUCCGCGGACAAAUCACAUUCCUGUGUAUUUGAUAUGAUGCCAAAUCUGAAAAUUCCAUCAUUAAUUGAAUACCCAGGUCUUGUUGUCUCAGCUUAUAAACUGUUUGUAUAACUGAUCACUCGGGGUUGAUAAACUUACAUAUAUAUCUCAUUACGUGAUUGAAAUUCCUUUAUCUGUUUCUGUCUUAUUUGAUUUCCAAGCAUAUAAAAAAGCUUACAUAUGAUAGAAUAUAUAUCUGUGAUAAAUUAUCAUAUCCAAAAAUAUAUAUCCCUAGCUUGUCAACGAUGGUACAGUUAAAUCCAUGGGGCCUGUCAAUCAAAAUCAAAAUUUUACUUACAAAAUCAAAUAAAAUCUGAAAGAAUCUGACCAAUAAAGCUGGAAAUAAAUAUUAUUUACUCAGAUUAUUAAUUUGAAAACAAAAUUGAUCAAAUGACAAGUGCAGUGAUAAGAUGGCCUUCCAGAUUAUUAAUUUAUUAUAUACCUGAAAGUAUGUGUAAUGAUAUAUUGUUAGGGUAGCACCAGUUCGAUAUGUCUCAGCAGUAUUUAUUUUUUUCUCCAUAAACAUUGAUGCCAUAUUGCAUUUGUCAAGAUAAUGAGUACUGAGUUCAUGCAUUACCCUCAUUUAUCCCUUGUUAGAAUAAAGCAUUUGACUUGAUGUUUUAAACAAAUUUGAAUUAAAUGCUGUUAAAAUUUUGAACUGCCAUACAAGCUUGAUAACUGAAUUUGUUGACCACACAAUAUUUUGUUUUUCAUUCAAAAGAUGCAAUUGACAAUUGGCUGAUUCAAAGUGUUUUUGAUUACAUGUAUAACAAAAAUGUAACAGCCAAGAUGCUGAUAUACAUGUUGAAAUAAUAUCCAAACAUGCUGUUAUUGAAAAAUAGAUAAAAUUACAACCAAUAAUGAAUAAAUCAUUAAAAUUCUUGAAACUUAAUCCUACUCCACUGAUAUUAAUAUUUAAAAGAACUGGAUAAAGUGGAAAGUAGAUCUUUCAAUAGAUAGGAACUUUGUAUUUUUUGUGGAUUAGAUUAAGUACCAAAGGAUUACUCUAAGAUUGUGUAUUCAGUAAACAAUGUUUGUUAGAUGUGUUGUUGUUUAAUAUUAUAUUAGUUUUGUAGGUCAUUGUUUUCUUGUAUAUUUUUGUUAAUCAGUUGUAGAAUUUAACCUAAAAACCCAGGUUCUCUUGUACAUUUUUGUUAAUCAUGCAUAGAAUUUAGCCUUAAACGCAGGUCUUCUUGAGUUGUAUAUCUUGAAUGUAAAUACCAGUAAUAAGUAGGCUUAAGAUUUGCUUUCGCUUCUACAGUAUGUGCAUGUAUUAUUAUAAGUUUUGAACUAAACUUAGACACUACUUAGACAUGGGUUAGCAAAACAAUGUAGGACAACUAUCAUUACGUUGUCCGAUUAGUGCACUUGCUUCUCACCAAGGCAAUCCGGGUUCGAUUCCCAGCCUGGGUGCAUGUGAGUUUGGUUUGUGGUCACCAAGCUGGAUCAGUGGGUUUUUCUCCAGGUACUCCGGUUUCCCCCACAACACAAGACCACACUCUCACUCAACAUCGUGCCAACGAGAGUGACUUGGUAAAAGUUAUCAUAACUUUCUUCACAAUCGUUGUAAAAUAUAUAGCUUUCAAACUUGAAAGAUGUUAGAUGGAAAAAAAAGUAAUGAAUAAUUGAUUUAAUUCCUUUUUCAUAUUUUUGCUUGUCUAAUCUUCAAAGAAAAUAAUUAAGGUAUUGUAGUGGCACCUAAAAAAACUGACUGGAAAAAAAAAAAGAGAUGAGCAUUGAUUUCCGCUCCCUGGUGCUCUUCUUUUAUAUGAAUAUACAGUUUUCAAAAUUCAGCCAGCCUGUGGGUAGGAAUUUCACUAGUUUUGUAAGGUUAUGUCAGUUUGUAACAUAUUACACAAAUAAUCUAAAUUUUCUUUGAACAUAAAUGUUAUAGGUAUAAAAAACAGAUAUUAUUUAUAGUGAUAUUUCUUAGAUUUUCUAUUAAGUAACUUUUUUUGAAAGAUGUAAAUUAUUUUGUUGUAUGAUCGAUGUUCACAUUUUGAAGAAGGGAUGGUGCAAAUUGAAUAACGAAUGUUUCAUUUAAAUUCUGUGCAUGCUAAUUAUAUUGAAUUAAGAGAUCUGUAGUAAUCAAUGUGCAAUUAAAAUAAUUGUAUCUGCCUGUUCAUGUAUGUGUUUAUGCAUAGUCAUGAUUUUUUCUUUUGAUCGGUAAUUUAUGCUUGCUGUAUAUUUUAUUUGAUGAUUAUUGGUAUUUUUUUGACAGAUUAAUUUUUGCUGCAAUGUAUUUAACUAAAUCAUGUGUUUUUGUCAGCAUUUGUAUUAUUAUUUAAUUCAAUUUUCAAUUUAAUAUUUGUACAGAAAAUUAUGAAUUCAGUCAUAUUUAAAAUUAUGUGUUAUUUUGUUCCUCGUGUUUAAUUUUAAAACUUUAUGUUCAAGAUCAAAUAUACGUUCAAGAUCAAAUACAGAGAAUAUGUUUUCCAUAUAUAAAAUGAUUUUGAUAUUAAAGAAACCUGAGGGAAAAUUUUAAAUAACUUAUGGUUUAUAUACAACUGGUAAUUCAUAUUAUUUUUACACCAACUUGAUUUCAAUAUUUUUCAAAAUAUUUUAUGUUUAUUUUUUUUUGUUGAUCAAUGUUUUAUUUAUCAUACUUUUUGGUUGGACCGCCAACAUAUUUGUCAUUGAUAAAAAUUGAAACAUAAUGGUUUGUCUCAAGUACUUGAUGUGUGUAAAUUCCGUGUCAAAAAUAUUUAAAACCAUAUUCUUUAAAAGAAGUUGUAGGAAAUAGUUUCAUCGUAGGAUGUAUAAUUAUUUAAAAGAUCAGAGAUGUGUGAUUGACAAAAUACUUACAUACAAAUACCUACACUUAUAUUGCUGCAUAUACUGGUUACUUUGGAUACACAUGUUUAGGGAUAUAAGCAAAAUAAAAGAUGACUAGACAUUAAGGGCGGGCUUUCUCAGGGCUAUUCCAGUAAACAUUUAACCCACUGGGGAAGGCAAUUAUUAAAAUAGCAUAUGGUUGGGUGUCUUUUUUAGUUAAUUUGAAAUCUGAAGGGUAAAUUUGCUUUUGUACGGGGUGGCAUAUUUUAAAAGUGCCUUCCACAUGGCGGUUAUAUGUUUAAAUGGAAAAGCCCUCAGUAACAAAAGUCACAUCAACCAUCAUAUACCUUAUCAUUAAUUUGGAGGUCUUUAUGAAAAGACUGACUUUUAAGUUAUCGUUCAUCUGGCUGCAAUUAACUUCCAUAAAGACAUCCAAAUAAACAAUUACCUAUACUUAAUUGCCAAUUUCAUUGAACAACCUUAUUAUUAUUGUAUGAUUUUUCUCAAUUAACUUUCUGUUUGUUUGUACAUAUAUAUAGCUCCAAUUGAUGUCACUUUGUUAUAUUUAUGUGUUAAUGAUAUUUGUCUAUGAUCGAGGUAAUAUUUAUUAAAGACAAUUAUGAAAAUA
Molecule: messenger RNA, 9362 nt
Organism: Mya arenaria
Lineage: Eukaryota; Metazoa; Mollusca; Bivalvia; Myida; Myidae
Product: protein pellino-like
Exons: 10
Coding region: 136-1485 (449 amino acids)
Biological process (GO): protein polyubiquitination; regulation of Toll signaling pathway
Molecular function (GO): ubiquitin protein ligase activity; protein binding
Source: RefSeq, a predicted model, not a curated record